This is a messenger RNA of Doryrhamphus excisus (bluestripe pipefish), 780 nucleotides long. RefSeq lists its product as uncharacterized. Lineage: Eukaryota; Metazoa; Chordata; Actinopteri; Syngnathiformes; Syngnathidae. The record is from RefSeq and is a predicted model, not a curated record.
AUUCUAGCAUGAGAGCAUGAGUUCCUGCAUGAUGCUACAACUCUGAUGAAUGAGGGCUACAGUGUAUCACAGGAGGGGAAUAUCCUUGGGGUUUUUGGGGUAUUUUUUCAUCAACCAAAUGAUGGCAUUCCACUUUUAGUUGAUUUUGAGUUGAAUAUUGUUGUGGUGGAUGUUAUGGAUGCUAAACCAAACGCUGCAGAGAGGCCUGAGGGGAUCAAUGAUGGAUGUGAGGACUUGGCGGAAGAAAGAACGGUUUUGGAGACCUCCAUUCCACCCGACAGCUUGACUUCCUGUAAAACAGAGACCCAAGAAGUGGACGUGCAGAACAGCAAAAGCCCAGCAGUCCAGGCUUCAGACCUACCCAUCAACAACUCCAGUUCUGUGGCGCACCCGUGUACGGUGCCGUGUGCCACAGAUGUGAGCCAGUCGUUGACAUCAGAGAAGAGUCAAGGGCAGAUGAGAACAAACACCUCCACCAUGAAGCCACUAGAUGAAGAUGACCUCUGCGCCGCCAUCCUGUUGGCCUGCCUGUUCUGCCGCCCUCUGGACUGUUUACUGGCCACGGUGAGCGGGUGUAACCAGUGCGUUUGGUCGCUGUUCUCCACGCUGUUCUGCUGCGAGUCCACCACCCUUCAGCCUCUCCUCGAUAUCGCCCGAUACUGUGGCAGCUGCCAAGAUCUGUGCUGCUCCCAUUGCGACUGCAGUAUCUGCGAUCUCUGCCUCCAGGCUACAGAGUGCCUGGACCUGGCCAUGGAAAUCUCACAAAUGCUAUACCACUAG